GUGAAAUGGAAGCGGGGGGCGAAUCCAGCUCGGAGCCCCCGCUGGGACACGAAUGCCCAAGCUCGGGAUGCAAGCCGAGCGUUAAGGUGCACGAAGCCACGAGUGACAGCAAUGUCAAUAAUAUGGAUACUUCGGCGCUGCCGAGGGGGGGAAGCGACCCUAGUGCUUAUCCUCCGUCCAGUUACCGGAGAAUCGUGCGCCAGCGGUUUAUAAGAAGGACCCUGUGGUUCUCCGACUCCGACGAGCAAGCCUUCGAAGCGCCGGAAUGCGAGAGCAGGAGCAAAAUAGGCAGCAUAAAUCUGCGCACGGUUGUGGACAGGACGCUGGGGGCCGAUCGGUGCCUGCUAGAGGGCUCCAGCACCGAGAGCCAGGGCGCACAGAAAGGCAGCCCCACGGAGAGCGUCGCCGCGGACGGGGAGAAGGAGAAAGGCCGGCUCGAUGUCAAUGCGGCGUCCGCCGACCACGGGAAAGGCGCUGGCAAGGCCACCAGUGACGAGAACGAGGAGGAGGCCGAAAUGAAAGCUGUCUCCACAUCCCCCGGUGGGAGAUUCCUCAAGUUUGACAUUGAACUGGGAAGGGGGUCUUUCAAGACUGUCUACAAAGGACUAGACACCGACACCUGGGUGGAAGUUGCCUGGUGUGAGCUUCAGGACCGCAAGCUGUCCAAGGUGGAGCGGCAGAGGUUCAAAGAGGAGGCUGAGAUGCUGAAGGGCCUUCAGCACCCCAAUAUUGUGCGCUUCUACGACUUCUGGGAGUCACCACUCAAGGGCAAGAAGUGCAUUGUGCUGGUGACGGAGCUCAUGACGUCAGGGACGCUAAAAACGUACCUGAAGAGGUUCAAGGUGAUGAAGCCCAAGGUCCUGAGAAGCUGGUGUCGGCAGAUCCUGAAAGGCCUGCACUUCCUCCACACCAGGACGCCACCCAUCAUUCACCGGGACCUCAAGUGCGACAACAUCUUCAUCACCGGCCCAACCGGCUCUGUCAAGAUCGGAGAUCUUGGCCUGGCCACGCUGAAGAGAGCCUCUUUCGCCAAAAGUGUCAUAGGGACCCCUGAAUUCAUGGCUCCAGAAAUGUACGAGGAGCACUACGACGAAUCCGUGGACGUCUACGCCUUCGGCAUGUGUAUGCUGGAGAUGGCUACCUCGGAAUACCCAUACUCCGAGUGCCAGAAUGCUGCCCAGAUUUAUCGGAAGGUCACCAGUGGGGUGAAACCCGCAAGCUACAACAAGGUGACAGAUCCAGAAAUUAAGGAAAUUAUCGGGGAAUGCAUUUGUCAGAAGAAGGAGGAGAGAUUUUCCAUUAAAGACCUCCUGAACCACGCAUUCUUCGCGGAGGACACUGGAGUCCGGGUUGAACUGGCAGAGGAGGAUGACGGCAAGAAAUCCUCUAUAGCCCUGAAACUUUGGGUUGAAGAUCCCAAGAAGCUGAAAGGGAAAUAUAAAGAGAGCGGUGCUAUAGAAUUCACCUUUGACCUGGAAAAGGAAGUUCCCGAGGGUGUUGCUCAGGAAAUGGUGGAGUCCGGCUUCUUUCACGAGAGCGACGCCAAGAUCGUGGGCAAGUCCAUACGGGACCGUGUGUCGCUGAUCAAGUGGAAGAGGGAGCGAAAUGUGCCGGCAUGUGACAGGGAUGCACAUCGGCCAGCGGAGGGCGCUCCACCCCAGCAGACUCCGCCACAGGUGCCUGACGGUCCAGCGGCACACGGCGGUCCCCCCGAGCCUGAAGAGCCUGAGGCUGAUCAGCACGCCCGGCAAUGCAACCUGCCCGCCAGCGCCACCUCUGUUACAUCAGAUGGCACCUUCGACAGUGGCCUGGGCUCCACUGCCUACUCCGACUCCCAUGGCAGCCAGCGAGGUGCCCUCUACCAGUCGCUGCUGGAGGCCUCUACUGCCCCCGCACCACAGCACCGUUCCAGCGUGCCCUGUGUGAUCUGGGAGCCCCCCCCGUCUGACGGCUGCUCCGACGGCUGUAGCGCCUGGCCGCCUGCAGGGGGCUGCCUCUCUGCCAGGCGUGCCAGCGCCUCCUUGGUGGAAGCUGUGCGCUGCGACGCUCGCCUGAGCCCCACGUACCGUCCCCUAACGCCCCCACCGUGCUGCUGCUACCCGGGGCACCGGACCGCCUCUGACCGGAGGGGCAUGUGGGCUGCAGAUGAGAACAUGUCUUCCUCAGAGUCUAGCCCUACAUGCGAUGGUUUUGCCCUGCUGAAGCCCCCUUUGCUGCUUCACCCCCCCCUGCUGCACUGGGACGCCCGUCGCCACAGUGACUCUUCUGUGGAGCCUUCCCCGGCCGAGCUCCUGGCUCGGCGCCACUCGGACCUGGGUUCCCCACUGAGCCCCAGCUCGCCUCAGUACGUGGCCGGCUUGCCCUGCUGCGAAGCCUGCAUAUCCCUCUGUGGCCCAUGGACCGGCUGCAGGUCCUCCCUGUGUGGGGCGCCGCCCAUCACGGCCAGCAGGGGCACCGCUGAGAGCCCAGAACUCACCCUCCUGCACAAGUCUCUGCACUACAUCAUCAGCAUGAAGAGACACGGCCCGCCCCUCACUCCAAGCUCGCCUGACAGAGGCCCACGCCGGCCCUCCUUUGGCCACAAGGAGGCCCCCAGCUGGUCACACUCCCGGCCCUGGGACGAGAGCCCCGGCCGUCUGCGCAGGUGCAGUGAUGAGGCGCCUCUGAGCCCACAGCGCGUGGAGUUAGCGUGUGGAAACUGGCCCGGUGUCACGUCUGGGAUGCCGGUCUCUCCCAAAACGGCUGCCACAGCUCCACCUCCACUGGCCGGCCAGCUGCCUGCACAGUCCUUCCAACCUGCAGCUCCCUCUUUACAGCAGAGCCAGCAGCCUGUGCAGACCUACCAGACUGCAGCAUCCAGUAUGCAGCAAAUUCACCAGACUGCGCAGACCUUCCACCCUGCAACUCCUUCUUUACAACAGAGCCAGCAGCCUGUGCAAACCUAUCAGGCUGCAGCGCCCACUAUGCAGCAGAGCCAUCAGACUGCGCAGACCUUUCACCCUGCAACUCCCUCUGUACAACCAAGCCAGCCGACUAUACAGACCUUCCAGCCUGUAGUGCCCUCUGUACAGCCGAGCCAGCAGUCUGCGCAGACCUACCCACCCGCAGCAUCUUCUGUUCAGCCGACCCAGCAGACUGUGCUGAUCCACCCGGCUGCAGCGCCCUCUGUACAGAUGACCCAGCAGCCUGCACAGACCUACCCGGCUGCAGCACCCUCUGUACAGAUGAGCCAGCAGCCUGCACAGACCUACCCAACUGCAGUGUCCUCUGUACAGCCGAGCCAGCAGACUGGGCAGACCUACCCAGCUGCAAUGACCACUGUACAGCCAAGCCAGCAGUCUGCACAGAUGUACCCAGCUGCAGCACCCAUUGCACAGGCUGGCCAGCCAACUGUGCAGACUUACCAGGGAGUAGCUGCUACACAGCAGUGCCAGCUAACUGCACCGGCUUACCCACCUGCAGCAGCCAUUUCUCAGUCAAGUCAGCAGACUGCGCAAGUGUACCCAGCUGCAGCAUCUGCACAGACCUAUGUAUCUGCAGCAGCCACUGCACAGCAUGUCUCAGUAACUGCACAGAUGUAUUCAGCUACAGCAAACACUGUACAGCAGAGCCAACUGACUGCACAAAUCUAUUCAGCCCCUGCACCAAUUGCACAACCAUGUCAGCUAGCUGCGCCGACCUACUCAGCUGCAAUGGCUGCCCCACAGCAAACCCAACAAACUGCACAGACCUACCCAGCUGUAAUACCCACCCCACAGCAAACCCAGCAAGCUGCGCCAGCUUAUGCAGCUGCAAUAGCCACCCCACAGCAAACUCAACAAGCUGCGCAGACCUACCCAGCUACAAUAGCUGCCCCACAGCAAACCCAACAAGCUGCGCAGACCUACCCAGCUACAAUAGCCGCCCCACAGCAAACCCAACAAGCUGCACAGAUCUACUCGGCUGCAAUUGCCACACCUCAGCAAACUCAGCAGCCUGCGCAGACCUACCCAGCUGCAAUGGCUACCCCACAGCAAACACAACAAGCUGCGCAGACCUACCCUGCUGCAAUAGCCACCCCACAGCAAACUCAGCAGCCUGCGCAGACCUACCCAGCUGCAAUGGCUACCCCACAGCAAACCCAACAAGCUGCGCAGACCUACCCAGCUGCAAUAGCCACCCCACAGCAAACUCAGCAGCCUGUGCAGACCUACCCAGCUGCAAUAGCCACCCCACAGCAAACUGAGCAGCCUGCGCAGACCUACCCAGCUGCAAUGGCUACCCCACAGCAAACCCAACAAGCUGCACAGACCUACCCAGCUGCAAUAACCACCCCACAGCAAACUCAGCAGCCUGCCCAGACCUACCCAGCUGCAAUAGCUACUCCACAGCAAACUCAGCAGCCUGCGCAGACCUACCCACCUACAGCACAGCCAGCUGAGUUGGCUUCUCAAAACUACGCAUCUGCGACAUCGACUGCACAGCAUGGCCAGCAGUUCCAACCCUAUUUCCACACUGCAGCUUUCCAGUCACAGCAGCUCUCCACGGGGCAGAACUUUGCUCAGCUCGAGGGAGCAAACCAGGCUGGCCAGAAGGCAGCGCCGGGCCAGCCACCACAGGCCAUGCCGGUAGCCAUGCCGGCGACUCAGCUCACACAGGUAGCCAUGCCGGCGACUCAGCUCACUCAGGUAGCCAUGCCGGCGACUCAGCUCACACAGGUAGCCAUGCCGGCGACUCAGCUCACUCAGAUGGUCACGCCCACACCUGCGCCCUCCGUCCUGCCCACGGAUGCUGGCCGGCAAGGUGCGCCUGCGCAGCUGCAGCCAAGCCCUCCUGCAGCAACGUCUUUACCGGCAAAGAGCAUCGUAGACACGGCUUUGCAGGAGCAGAGUAGAGCCCCGUCUGCGCAGCCCCCUGGCAGCCAGCAGUCAAGUCAGCAGUUUCUCGCCAGCGCAACCCCCGCAGCGCCGAGUCAGGAGGAACCUCUACCAGACAAACAAGUGCCAUUGCACAGUUACAACUACGACAGCGUCAACUCUGACGCCACCUCGGGGAAGGAGAUGAGCGACGGCUACGAGGGCACGGCGGGCGGCAAGGCGGAUGCCAGGGUGAAGAAGCAUCACCGGCGCUCCGCACGCACGCGGUUCCGGCAGGAGAGGAGCAGCAAGGCCAAGCUGAGCAUGCUGAAUGUAUGCAACACCGGAGACAAGAUGGUGGAGUGCCAGCUGGAGACCCACAACAACAAGAUGGUGACGUUUAAAUUCGACCUGGAUGGGGACGCCCCGGAGGAGAUCGCCACGUACAUGGUGGUGCUCAGUAAGAGAGUUUGUGGGUCCAAGGAAGAGGGGGGGGAUCUCACCUACGUCCUGCACACUGGCAAAAGGUGGUUCAUCAUCUGCCCCGUGGUUGAGUCCCCGACACCCGAUGAGAGGAAGCCUUCAGCCGCGGCCAGUUCCUCAGCACGGGUCACCGCACCGCAGGAGCCAGCCCUGCCUGCCCUGCCUGCCCAGUCUGGGGUCCCCUCCCCGCCUUCCCUGGCUCCCGCCGCUCCACCGGAACCCGACCCGGACGGGGGGAAGGCUCUGCGUUCUCCGUCAUCCACGGAGCCUGCUGAUGAUGCAAUGGGGGCGGUGCUGGUGGAGGACUCCCCCGGGGGUCGCCCAAGCCCUGUGUCGCCCGCCCAUGGCGCUCAGCAGGCGGCAGAGGUGGCGUGUGCGGCCGCCGUCAUGUCGGACAUCCCCUGCUGUCCCAUCGUCUCGCCCCUGUCCCUGGACGUGCAGACCGCCCAGGCCGCGGCCUCGGGAGGGGAGACCCUUCUCCGGCAGGGUGACCCAGCCCAGCCGCCGGUAGUCCUGCAGCAGCCAUUUGCCACGCCCAUGCAGUCAUCAGUGGGCGGGGCCAAAUCCGUCUCACAGCCGCAGAGCCCCGCCAUGGCCCCACAGGUGCCCGCUUCAGGCCACGCCCCCUGCCAGCUGUCCGGGCCGGGCGAGUCCGACGGGGAGGGUCCUCCCAGGGUCGGCUUUGUGGACAGCACCAUCAAGACGCUGGAUGAAAAACUGCGCACCUUGCUGUACCAGGAGCAUGCGCCCACACACACGCCCCCUGGGCCCCCAGAGACACCGGGGCCUGGAGCAGAGCUCGCCCCCUCUCCCUCUGGGGGGGACGGUCUGCCCCUGAUCCCCGAGAGGACCGACAGUCUGGCUACGCUGAGUGAUUCUGCUGUGGUCGGUUCCACCCGGACAGUGAGUAAGAGAGACUCUGUCCCGAACUCCAGCUCACACUCCGAGUCCCAGAGCCGCUUCCAGCUCGUCCCCACUCCACCGGACAUAGUGAGUAGGCUGGAGCGAAACAAGAAGAGCAAGAGCACAUGUGGCUCUCAUGCGCCCCCUAGUGGCAGAGGUGGCUGCAGGUCCCUGUCUAACGGAGACAGUGAGGCUUUGCCCAUCACCACGAUUGGCAGGUUCUCAGUCAUCAACACUAAAGAUGACGUCACCCUGAAGACACAAAGCAAUCGCUAUUCCGCGCCCCCUGACUUCUACCCUGACGGUGCCCCCGCCGGCCAGGAACACAGUGCCGCACCAAUGGACUGCCCGCUCCAGUCCUCGGACUCGGAGGAGGAGAACGCCUUAGCGGGGCCGGGCUCUCCUGUGCCGGCGGGUCAGACACGCCUGGAGAGCAGUGGUGCCGACUUCAUGAAGAAGGCCGUGGCCUUCCUGCGCCGAUCGGGCCGCGGCAGCAGUACACAGAGCUCAGACUCCCCAGCUCGACAUGACGCCCCCAGUGUGCCCGUCUCGUCCCUGCACUCACACUCCUCCUACAUGAGCAGUGACAACGACUCGGAGUUUGAGGACGCCGACAUGAAGAAGGAGCUGCAUCGACUGAGAGAAAAGCACAUGAAGGAGAUCUCCGAGCUGCAGGCCCUUCAGCGGGGGGAGAUCGAACUGCUCUAUAAGAAACUCGGCAAGCCACUCCCUCCCGCCAUUGGCUUCCUCCACACGGCGCCCCCUACAGGCCGGAGGCGAAGAGCUAGCAAGCACAAGCUGAAAGCCGGCAAGCUGCUCAACCCAGUGGUGCAGCAGCUGAAGAACAUCAGCGCAAACCCCAGUGAGACCGCGCUGCCCCCUGCUGACUUGUCAGCCAAAGUGUCGGGGCUGGCGGACGGCGAGGCCUUCCCCGCGGCCGGCACCCUCCCCGCCUCAGCCUCGGAAUCCGUGCAGACCCAGCAGCCCUGCUCUCUGAAAGGCUCGCUCUCCUCCGACAACAUCUAUGCCGGUUUUCAGAGCGAAGGCUUAGGGGCCCACAGCGGGUUAGGCCAAGGCUGGACGGUUUACCACCAAACUCCAGAGAGAGUGACCUAUAAAUCUAGUAGCAAACCACGUGCUAGAUUCCUCAGUGGACCUGUCUCUUUGUCCAUCUGGUCAACCCUGAAACGACUAUGUCUAGGCAAAGAGCGGAGUAGUAGGUCCCAUCACGGCGGCGGGGCGACUGCGAUGACCUCCCAGCACAGCCAGCAGCAGGCCCCCCCGGCCAGCUCCACGGCCCCCCUGCCACAGCCGCUGGCAGGUCUCACCCAGGCUCAGACCAACAACAGCAACAACAAGAGCGCCACCUUCACGGACGAUCUGCAUAAGCUGGUAGACGACUGGGCCAAGGAGACUCUGGCAGCCACGCAGGCCAAACCCCCCGCCAACCAGAGCAGGGAGCAGCAACGACGGCGGCGGCACGGGCGGGGCCUGGACACCAGAGCCACGCCCAUGGGCACAGCAGCCAAUAAGGUUAAGUGCAAUAGCACGCAGAGCGCAGCAAAGUAUCAGCUGCCGCUCUCUUGCCCAAUGACAGCGGCUCUGGCCCCUGCAAUUGCCCCAGGGAUGAGCAGCAGCCCCUUCACGGCCGUGCCACCCAGCUACGUGGCACCGUCCUGUCCCUUUGGAAGGGUUCUGCAAGCACCCAUGUCUACAAUGCCGUGGCCAGGCUUGGCCUGCCCUGGGGGCCCUGUGGGAGUGCUGGGCACCUCGGGGGUGGUGCCAUUCCCGUCUAUGGGCAACCCCGCCUUGCACUCCUUUCCCAUUCCUUUGCGAAACCCAGUCAGCCCACCCAGCCCCAACAUGAGGACUACCUGACUGCAUUCUGUCCUGGUCCCUGUUCUCUGCAUCAGCACAACCUACCAUCAGCCAGUCCCGUCACAUGAUCCCACCUUAAAGACCACCUACUGUUAGCCAGUUCCUGUCUCAUGACCCCCACCAUAAGGACCACCUAGCUCCAAUCAGUCCCUGCCGCAUAAUCAUACCCAGAAGACCACCUAGCUUCAGGCAGUCCCUGUCACAUGAUCCCACCCAAAGGACCACCUAACUUUAGGCAGUCCUUGUCACAUGAUCACACCCUAAGGACCCCCUAGCUUCAGACAGUCCCUGUCACAUGAUCCCACCUUGAGGACCACCUACCAGCAGCCAGUCCCUAUUAUAUGAUGAUUCCACCGUGAGGACUAGCUAGCUUCAGUCAUUCCCUGAUACUUGAUCGAGGGACCAUGUAGAUUCUCUCCAUCCCUGCGCCGUGAUCCAAACAUGACCUCCGCCUGGCUUCAGUCUUUCCCUGGCCAGUAUUUUCCGCAUGAAAACUCAGACCUGCGCCUAGGUCAGGUGUCAUUGGCAUUUCUCUGCAGUGCACUCACCUGCAGAUAAUUUCAAGGGUGUAAAUAAUUGUUCUGUGUAAAUAACCUGCGUGCGUGUAGAUUUGUGUGCUGUUGGGUUUGAUCUUACUUGAGCACAUAGCCAUACUGUGUGUACAUUUUGUCAUGCAAUCACUGUGAAAUGUUCCCUCAGAUUUUGCCAUUGUUUAUUUUAGGCCAUUGUCAUUUCAGACUUUUAAUUAAAAUGAAAUGUUCAUAUUUGAAAACACUAUUGCUUGAAAUUGUAAAAGAUUUUCAAUAACUUGAACUUAUUUUAAGGUGAAUUACCCUGCAAGAGUGUUGUGCCUUGAACAGAGCUUUUUCACGUCAUAAAAGUAUGGAAACAUUUGGUUGUCUUUAUCUCACAUUGGUUCAUGGUACAUUGUUGGUUGAUUUUUAUGCAUUGAAAAUAAACAGAUUUGUGGUUUACAUCAAAUGCCCUUCUAGCACUGCACUAUUAACACUGUAGAAGCUCUUACUAUAAUAAAAUUCAGCAUUGUUUUCUUGGAUGAGAUCAAAGUUAGCAGAGAAGUAAGUUGCCUUUUGGGAUGCUCGCUGGGGUACAACCUAACCCGAGGCUUUCAGUAACUAAAGUAGCUACACAUUUUGCUUCUUGUUUUGCCACAUGGCAACGGGUAACUAUUUGAUGACUUAGGGGAAGGUUACGAGAAACAGAGAAUGUAGCAGCUCAUUUGUCUAGAGGUUUCUUGUCUGAGACUUAAGUGCAAUUGUGACGAUUCACAGAGCUUGUGUUGCUGCCUUCUGAAAUGUUUUUCAAAAAUAGAUGUUAGGUUCUUUUAUUUUGUUGAUUUUAAGCAUCGAGCACACAAUAUAAAUGCAUCACUUAAUUUGUCAAAUUGUGUUUUCUCAGGACACAAUUACCUUUAAGGAAAUAUUUAUCCAUUCUUUUUUUUUUGGGGGGGGGGAAGAAAUGCAGUCACUGUGGUUAUUUACUGAUUAUUUAAUUUGUCAUUAAGGUUAAUUUCAAUGCUGCUAGUUUGUCCACUGUGCUCCUGCCAUAAAUGGGAAAGAUUAAUUAGUCUGCCUCUGUUAAUAACACAAUAUGCAUGAUUAUUUGUCAGUAGGAAGUUCUGUAAUAUAUACACCAAUGAACAAAACUUUACUGUGUCAAAGAAUCUAGACUAAGUUUCUGUUCCCCUGAAAUUGUAAUUUUAUAGUAUUUGGCCACGUGGUCCUAAGUUACUUCCCUAAAAGAGAUAUCAUGUUUUAUGAUUAUCUACAUUUUGCAUUCAUUGCCGGUGAAUCUGAUGUCUGUGAAGCUGAUCUUACUUCAGUCCAGGCUGAAAAUGGUUAUAUGAGGAAAAGUGGCACUUGUCUGUUUUCGGUCACUGAUUUUAAGUGUUAUUUCUUUGUCUUUAUCUUGUUCCAUAGAUACAAAAGUAAGUCAAUAAAUACAAGGAAAUUGCACAAGAUCAAUUACAAAUCUUUAUUUAUGCCACAUUGUGACAAGGGCCCUUUAUUUCAGUAUGUUGAAGGAGACUGACCAAAAGCUUACAAUACAGUUCGUACUGUAUUUAGUUAAAUUUUGGGUUCAGAUGCUCAUUGUCAUGAAAUAUUUUCUACCACAGGCUGAAAGGCAUCACUGUCUUGUCCUGUCAAACUGUGAGUUGUACAGUUCUCAUGUAAUUCAGAUUUUUGCUUUUUCCUUUUCUGUAUAAUACAUCAAUUCGGUUUGAAUUGGAUUUUUAUAGACUAUUAUGCAGAAUCUAACGUUAUGGCAAAAUACUUCCAAUACUGAUAGAUUUCUGUUCUCUGUUACAUGAGAUACGCAUCUAUUGUACAUUCGCGAACGCUACAUAAGCAAACAUUGAACUUGGUUUAAAUCCCUGAAGCUUGCACUGAAAUUUUGUGUGGAACUGCUUCUGCCUGCUGUAUAGUCCUCUGGCAUUUUUUGGACCCAAUUAUCAGUGCUCAAUCACAAAGACUGUACAUGUUUAAAGUAAUGAAUAAACAUAUUUUAUGCCCGAAA
Messenger RNA from Paramormyrops kingsleyae, 10634 nucleotides. The record is from RefSeq and is a predicted model, not a curated record. NCBI's taxonomy places the organism in Eukaryota, Metazoa, Chordata, Actinopteri, Osteoglossiformes, Mormyridae.